Molecule: messenger RNA, 976 nt
Organism: Amoebophrya sp. A120
Lineage: Eukaryota; Dinophyceae; Syndiniales; Amoebophryaceae
Source: the annotation of a GenBank genome assembly
CAUCAUUUUGACUACAUACUUUGCGAUAAGUAACAAGUACAGCCUACUCCUUCCUGGCGCCGACCUGGAAGUUUUUCUACAAGUAGGAUUUUGCGGAAGAAUUGUAGUGGAUUUGAAGAUCAAGAAUUGCAACUCUUGAUUUUGUUUUCCUGUGGGAAUCGUAACGAACUAAACCAACUUUACUCACAAACUUCAAAGCCGCCGGGCUCAGAAGUUUUUGGGUCGAAAGGAAAUAUCUGGUAGUCAGAAGUUUCUGGCUCGAAAGUACUAUGAUUUUUCGCGGCUCGUGGGUUCUCGUGCUCCUGGCCGCCGUGCGGUCGGGGCUGUCCGCGUCGGGCGCUAGCAGUAGCAGUAGCAUUCCCGCCGGGCUGGAAGUGGAGAGACCGGCAGCAUCACAGUUGCGUGGUGGUGAUGGUCCAACCUACACUGAUGCAGAAGCGGGUACUGCUUCAGAUGGACCGGACUCAGACAGCGAGAGCGGAAGUGAGUUGCACUGGGAUUCGUCGGGGAGCAGCGGAUCCGAAUCUUCGUCCGGAAAAUCGCAAACCGGAGGCGGAGCCCCCGCUCGGGCUGGGGGAAAUGGUCGCGGUCGGCGAAGAACUUUGAAGACGAGAACUAGGACGGGUAGAAAGCGGUCAUCCUCAUCAAGUUCGAGUUCAUCGCGAAAUAAAUCACGAACGCAGGAGCGCGGCAGCGCGAGUCGAAGCAGAGCCGCGGGUAGUAGUGGCCGCCCCUCCAGCGAUCGUGUUCUUCGUGAGCCGGCGCGUGAACAAAUUACGAGUGGUCGUCGGCCAGGUCCAGGUACCUCCCCGGGUCACGACGAGGAACAGCAAGACAAAUCCCCGGACGAGCAACAAGGGAGCUGCAGCAUUUGUAUGGAAGACGCGGCAAACCUGGGGCCAGAGAACGCGUUGAUGCAACCCCCAACGCAGAUGCGGUGCCAAUGCUCCGCGGGCGGCAUGUGUCAAGAGUGCCU